Funneliformis caledonium is the source of this 327-nucleotide messenger RNA. The record is from the annotation of a GenBank genome assembly. NCBI's taxonomy places the organism in Eukaryota, Fungi, Glomeromycota, Glomeromycetes, Glomerales, Glomeraceae.
AUGCCAGCAUUUGGGAUCAAAUAUCCUAAUAAAUUAAUGCAAAUAAUCUCAUAUCAGUCUCUUGAAGAUAAUGCUAGAUUAAGUAGAAUAAGUCCUAAUAGAUAUGAUAUAGAGUUUUAUGAAAUGAUGAAAGAGGAAUUUUGGUUGCCUCAAAACAGAAGAUGGCUUGAGUAUAGAAAUCAAAGUAGAAGAAGGGAAAAUAUGAAAGAAAGAAGUAGAGAAAAAAGUAGCAGUAGUUUAAGUAGAUCGAAAAGUAGAAGAAAAAAUAGAUUAAGAAAAAGUAGAAGUAGACUAGAAGUGGAUCAAAAAGAAAAAAUAAGAGGAUAG